Messenger RNA from Strongylocentrotus purpuratus (purple sea urchin), 691 nucleotides. RefSeq names its product amidase-like. The coding region runs from base 98 to 691 and encodes 197 amino acids. Gene Ontology annotation, molecular function: catalytic activity. The record is from RefSeq and is a predicted model, not a curated record. The transcript has 3 exons. NCBI's taxonomy places the organism in Eukaryota, Metazoa, Echinodermata, Echinoidea, Camarodonta, Strongylocentrotidae.
GUUAUCGCGCCUCCUCUUAAUAAUUUUGUAAUCAUAUUUAAAACCACUGCGUUUUCUCGUCGUUUAAAUCUUAGAAGAUCUUAUAUAUGUUUCCCCGAUGGUGACGGGACCGACGGUGAAGGAACUAGAGGACAUCUCCGCCGAGCUCAAUCUCGGAUUGGAAGGGAGUACCGUACUCAAAGAAUAUCAGUCAGUCAUCAACGACUCCUUGGAGAUGGUGAACCAACUCGAUGACCUGGUCGAACCCGGUCUACCGGUGAAGUAUCCACGAACUCCGGGUUACCGACCUACAAGGGAAGAGAACCCUCACAAUGCAUGGUACUACAAAUGCAGAAUCGUAGGAGCAGACAAUGGAAACUUAUCAGGAAAGCGUAUUGCAAUCAAGGACUCUAUUGCUGUAGCGGGAAUCCCGAUGAUGAUCGGAUUCAGUGGUCUUGAAGGAUACGUUCCCGAUUUUGAUGCAACCGUGGUCACGUGGGUGUUAGACGAAGGUAAGCUGCAGGAAGUGCCAAUGAUGAUUGGGAGAGUUGUGUCAUCUCGGGGAAUCAUUCUUGGGAAAGCGACUUGCGAAGAAUUGUGUAAUUCAGCGAACAGCUAUACAAGUGGAACAGGACCAAUCACGAAUCCCCUUAACCCACGUCACUGCGCUGGCGGGUCAAGCUCGGGAUGUGCAGUGUUGGUGAGUGUGUAA